AUGCAGAACUACGGACAAGCACCGGGCUACCAACAGCCAGGAAGCGCGACGGGCUUCGCAGGCCAGCAGAGCGCGCCCCCGCCAGUACCGCCGCCCCCGCCGGGCUAUGGAGCUUCGCAAGGAUACCAGUCUGUUGCUCCCCAACCGCACGGUCAAUGGACUCCGUCCACGCCCACGCCAACUCAGACGUCGAGCCCAUGGAACCAAUCGCAGCCGCAGACUAUGGGGGGAUACAAUCCGGGUACAUAUGGGACGAUAUCAGGCCCACAGCGGCAGUCGUACGCUCAGCAACAAGAUGUGCCUCCCCCUCCUCCCCCGAAACCAUACGGCUUUGCGGCGGCAAUGCAACGACAAGAGCAGCAGCAGCAGCAGCAAAAUUGGGCCCAGCAGCCUCAGCAGCAUGCCAACUUCACACCUCAGCCCCAACAAGGAGGAUACAACAAUCAGGGCCCUCUACAGCAGACAUACCCCUAUGUAGCUCCUCCGCCACCGCAUGCGGGAAGACCAAGUUCGAUAUAUGGUACAAUUCAGACACCCUCAACCCCAAAUGCUCCACCCGUGGCUUCUCAGCAAGCCCAUGCAAAUGUCAUUCCAAACGAACAGCCGUCAUCAUAUGCCCCUCAAUCUAUGCAUGGAACAGGCGCACAAGAGUACAUGUCACCUAAUGCGAAUCUAGCAAAUAGUAUUCAUGGCCCUCCUCCGCCGAAUGCCCCAACAUGGCAGCAGGCACAACAACAACCGCUCCAGGGAGACACAAACCAAUUCACUUACACGAGGCCGGCUGUUGAUCAGAAUCCUUAUGUUCAGGGAAACCAGAGUACGCAGCCUUCCUAUCAAGCAGGGCAGCCUCCACCGCUUCCGCCGCGCGUUGGACAGCAGACGGGACAAGCUGCGCAAAACCAGCAACCCCAGUACCAUCACUACGGACAUCAAGCACAGACACCUGUACAAUCGCAACAAACACCAACUCAGUUCCCACCACAGCAGCAUGGCUACCAACAGCAACCAUAUCAAGGCCAAACCGUCCCUCCUGGCCAGCAGCAGCAACAGUCAUUUGCGCAGACACAGCAUCCGCCAAGUCAAUAUCAUCAGCAAUCACACCCGCCGACGUAUGGACAAACUUCUUAUGACCAGCAGGCCAAUUCCUUUCCACAGCAAACACAGCCUCAAAAUCAGUGGCAAGCCCCGCCGCCUCCAGAUCAAGCUUACAACCAUCACAUUGCACAAACAUCUUAUGAAACUCCACAAACACCACAGCCAACCCAAGCUCCAAAUCUCAACCAGCAGUAUUCUCAUGUGCCAAACCAAGCCGCUCAGGAGCCCAAUUUAUCUAACCAAAUUAAUCUUGCCUCAUCAAGCCCCUAUGAAUCACGUCCAAACAGUCAGCCAGUAUCUCCAAUAUCCAAUCGGCCCAGUCUCAGCUACCCCCCUGGGCAAAAUCCGCGCUUCAGCCGUGCCGACUCGAUAAAUUCCGUUGCUUUCGCCAAAUAUUGUGCCCAACGUGCCGAAAACAAAACAGCGUCUCCAAAACCUACCAUACAAAAAUUUUCAACGCCGCCUCCACUACGUGACGACAAAUCAACAUUCAGUGCAUUGGCUGCUGGCGGCCCUUCGGACUGGGAGCACUUGGGUGGCAGUGAGGAGAUUGACGACGAAGACCUUUUUCGUACAAAGCCGGAGAGAAAAGGGACUGAGAUUGCCCAGCCAGAUAGCAUUGAACUGCCAGCCCACGUUCCAUCCCCUCCGUCAACACACGGCUUCCCAAGUCCUGCAAUAUACCCCACACACCCAGGAUCAAGUGAUUCAGUAGACAGAUACAUGCCUACACCUCCUUCCGUCGUGGCACAUUCUAGCGAACGGCGUUCGUCAAGUUCCACACCUGAGGGGUUCGUCGUAGAAGAUGCGAUCGUGGCGCCCUUGAGAACUACCCCUAAGCCCACAGAGGGUACACGGCAUCCUCGAGAUCAGCUCGCAGGAGCAUCGUCGCCCUCAAAUCAGCGUACCUCAGCUCAAUCAAAAUUCUUCUACGAAUCGCAAACAGGUGGUAUGGCGGGCUCUGUUACUCCCGCUUAUGCUGCCGAACUCAAGGCAAAAGACGAACUCAUUGAUCAAUUGAGGGGAGAGUUACAACAGCAGAUUGAUCAACGCCGCACCGAGUCUGAGGUCUUCAAGGCUGAAAGAGAGAAAUUCGAAUCUGAAUUCGAGGCCGCGAAUAGCCACGCGGCGGGUGAGAGGGAUGUUCUGUUAGCGCAACUUGAGAACAUGAGGUUGACAGCAGACCAAGCUAGUGCUAAUUCCGAGGCCGUGGUCAAAGAGAAAGGUCUCACUAUCGACAGACUGAAAGAAGAUAUGGAAGGGAAGGAGAAUAACCUCGAAGAGCGCGACAACACUAUUGCCGAGCUGAGACGCCAACUCGAAGACGAAAAGACGAAGGAGCUGCCGAAGCCAACUGCAGCAGAUCUCAUUCCAGACCUUGAUCCGUGGUAUGUAGGCUCGUUAGAAAGGUACAUUGCUAUGCUUCGUGGCGAGGCAAUGGAGCCACAGGUCCAGGAAAAGAUUAAGAUAUUCAAGACUUUUGUGAAAGCGGAGGCGGGCUUCAGAGGAAUCCCACUUUUCGACGCUCCGCCUCAAGUUUCAGCAGUCGAACCGGUUGCUUCGAUACAUCCUGAGCAAGAUUCGGAAUCUCACAAUAACUCCAAUAGCUCUGGUGCAAAACGGGAUCUGAAAGUGCAAGUUCUGCCGGACGUGGCGCAACAUGAUGACUAUGAUUACAGUCCAGGUGGAAGGCCCAUCAUAUCGCGGAAACCAACAUUACCUCUCAUGGAUAUUACGCAGAUGCAGCCCCAAACUGCGCCUUCUGUGCAAUCUACCACUAUUCUGACCCCAACGAGCUCAAUCGAUGAUGACAUGAACAAAACACCGAUUCAGUCUCAUCCUGAAGAACCAUUACAAUCACAAUAUAAAGCCUACGUGCCGCCGAACAGAAACCCUGAAGACCCCCCGCCCUUGCGACAUAGACAAACGAUGUCCUUCAUGAAUACACCAAGCGGAGCUUCGUCAUCAGGCCUUCACAAGGGUCAUGAUGAGAUCUUCUUUGGAGCGGGUGGGCCGGAUACUCAUGCACCUGUAAACAAUUCCCCCCAUAGUGAGAGCGACAACUCUAUUCCUCCGUUGAAUAUAAAAUCACAUGGCCCAACCUCAGUUGUACCUCCUCACGAAAAUGAUCCGAACAAAUACCUCGUCAGACUUCUGCCACGACAGCUUGAGAGUGAACCUAACCGUCAAAUACAGAAGCUCAGAGCCAGACUAUUAGAUGUAGGAAACGGGCUGGUCAAGAUGGAAGAGCUUACGGGUACAUGGGAAAAGACAACAUCUCUCACCCGGCGAAAAAACGAUGAUGCACGUCGAAAGCGCCAGGAAGAGAACGAGGAGCAUAACGACGACUUGUUCAACAAUGAUGAGAUCUCGUAUGCGGAAAUGAAACAAUUGGAAGAGGAAUUCAAGAAAAAGGAGGUAGAGCUCAAAACACAAGAGGUACAGGAGGAAUACAAGAGCUACAUGGAGACCGUGUUCAACCCAGUCUACAAUGGACUUCAGGCAGAAAUAAGGCAGCUGAUGGAUAUAUACGACGAGGCCCAGCAUUUCCUCCAAACGUCUGUGUCUGGCGUCAAGAGUCUCGAAGGUGGCGAUCCCCCCAGCACCGAAGACUGUCUCGAGUUCCUGAAAGACAUACACAAGCAAGCCGAAAAGCGACACGAAGGCAUCGUUCGCAUCGUCGCCGAACGCGACCGCCUCUACAAGAAAACUGAGAUCCAGCCCCUCUACGCCGCCGGCAAAAUCAGCGCAAUGAAAGACCUAGAGAAGCAUUUCGAAGCCGCAGAGAAACAGGCUGUUCUCAGCGCCAAGCGUGAAAAGGAAAGACGUAUUAGCCACCUCGUCAACUUUGUAGAAGACAUCGUUGUUGAUGCUCUGAGCACCGAACAUAACGAGAUCGACAACAUCCUCGCUGCUAUUAAGCGCCUAGACGACAGCACCAGUGACACAGAUACCCUUUCCCACGCCCAGUCUACCCUCGAAUCCCUCAAGCACUCUUCAAAGGCACUGCUUUCUCUCUUCAACGACCUCGAAAUCGAACUCAAUAGCGCCACCGCAGACGCUGCCAUCGCGCAGGCUGAAAGCGAUAAGCGCGGAUCGGAGCGGGUGCGCGAGUUGCAGGCUGAGAAGAAGGAGGCAGAGAAGAAGUUGGUGGAUGAGUAUACGAGGAGAGUAGGGGUGUUGGAAAGCGAUGAGGCGGCGAUUAAGGCGUUGGUUGAGAGUAAAAUGCACAAGGGAAACGGAGAUAAUGGAAAGGAAGAACGAUUGCGUAUGGCGCUUGAAGAGGCGAAGAGGAGGAAUGGACAUGCUUGA
This is a messenger RNA of Bipolaris oryzae ATCC 44560, 4407 nucleotides long. RefSeq lists its product as uncharacterized. The transcript is spliced from 2 exons. The coding region runs from base 1 to 4407 and encodes 1468 amino acids. NCBI's taxonomy places the organism in Eukaryota, Fungi, Ascomycota, Dothideomycetes, Pleosporales, Pleosporaceae. The record is from RefSeq and is a predicted model, not a curated record.